CCUUGAAAGACCUCUUGCGUUGUCAGUGGUGGUCAGUUGCUCGGAAACCGGAGAAUGGGUCGAGUUUCGUCAUCAGAGUUUUAAGGUACUUUAUGUUAGCCUAAUGGAACAGGGAGAGACUAGCACAGCAGAGCCAUCUGAUGAUUCAAGGCCAACUGAAAAUCCAGUAGCAGUAGGUGAUUCAGUGGCAGCUGAUGCUGCAGGCGCUGUAGAUAUGCCAGGGGCAUCUGAAGCUCCAGAGACAACUGACACCACAAUGCCUGCUAAUGUUACUGGGAUUGUUGUCCAUCUGGUGUCUUCUGACAGUUCAGGGCCUUCUGAGCCUGCUGAUAAUGUGGAAACAUCGAGCAACUUGGCAGCUGUCAAUGCGAACCCUACCAGCAGCGUGAAACCUGCUGUUAUUUUAAGGUCUUCUGGCAGCAACACUCAAGAUAGACCGAAGCAGAAACUUUCACGGGCAACACGGUCCAUGCCGUUAACAGGUACACCCUACAGGUACUUGCCCGAGAACUCUAAUUUGAGUGAGAAGAAGUUGAAAUCCAGCCUGAAGCGUAGGACAGUCUGUGGUGCAACACCUAUUGCUGAUAAUCUGGAGGAGGAGUUCAAGGCACUAGCCCUCGGAAAAAUCCCAAUAGCUUUACAAGACAGUUCCUUUCAGAUCACUGUGAAAGGUAAACUUGCAAAAAGUGCCUGCAGUAAAGCUGGAUCGGAGAAAAACUUGGAUCACUCGGAAGGAUGCUCUGCAGGGGCAAGCAAUGGGGAUACGGACAGCACCGGAGGAGAGGGAAAGGAGGACAUAUUACAGAUCCUACUGAAUAACUUUCACGGACAUGGAAGGGAACAUUUCCAGACUUUGGUUCCACAAAUAGGCGUCAUUCCAGAUGUGGUAGAGUACAAGGCCCAUGAGUCUUACGACGUUAGUCUUGACAACCUAAUCAUGCAAAACCAAGAAGAAAAGUCUUGCAUGUGGGUCCCACAGAAUGCUUACAGCAUAGACUUUACACAAGACGAUUACGAGGAGAACUAUUUCAUUUCGCAUAUCGUCCACAUUGAUGAGUAUCGUGAAAUGAGGAAGGCCAAAAGUCUGCUGCCCAAACCGAUAGAGGCAGAGAUGGACAACACCAGUUUGAGUGGGAUGGAAGGCGCUUGGUUUCGGAUGCGCCCACCCCACGGGCACAAUAAAUAUGGAUGUGCGAGUCUGGACAUCACCCUGCACAGACUUGUGGUCUACUACCUGCUGACAGGUCGGUUCAAAAUGUACCUGGCGGAAGUUUUCCAGUCGCCAACGAAGUGCGUCAGUCGCCUCGUCAUGGCCAAGAAAACAGACCAAGAUAUUCCCGCCAAAUGGGCGGGCUUCGAGCUCUACAACCCCGGCGGUCCUUGGUUUGUGGUGAAGGACAUGGCGCAAGGUAGCAUCUCACACAAGUUCCCGCGCUUCAUCAGAGGUUUCGGUUCCCGUGACCGCCAUCCAGUUGAGCACGAGGUCGAGGUCUUUUUCAAGUUCGACGAGGGCUUCUUCAAGAAGGUUUUCACGAGGAUGGACAUGUUGCCGGUGUCCCACGUCUUGGCGAAUGGCGGCGAGGAAGGCAUGUGUCAGAAGUACAGAUCUGGAGACCGCGCGGCGUGGGUUUUAUGUCCGUCGCCCCUGUCGGUGACGGAAUCCUAUUUGGAGAUGGGGGACAUUGACGAGGAGUUCUGGGACUGAAAUGCCUCGUCAGUUUCUAACGCAAGGUCGCCUGGCAAAUGAAAUGGUGCACAAGGUCAAUCUGCAUCGAAAGGGAGAUGAGGAAAUAGCACAACAAACAACCUCCAUAUGAUUUUGAAGUAGAUACAAAUGAAGAACUCCGUUCUACGUCAAAUUCAAAAUUGCUUGUAAAUAAGUAGCAUUUUUGUUAAGUUUUAAGUAUUUAUGCAAAACUGUCAUAAGCCCCUGAAAAUGGUACCGUGAUAAACCGAGAAGUGCAUGGGUGUGUAAUGGACUAAUGUAAAAUGUUAGUGAAAAUAGACUACUUUAUAUUUUUAACUUAUUUAAUGCCAAAUUCAACUAUAGCUGAAGGUAACUAUCAAGGCGUCAAGGUCUGUUUUUGGUCAACUUACUACCUGCUUACUGUAUUAAUUGCAAAAUUAUGAAUCUUUGCCUCACUUGAGGUUUUCUGAUUUUUAAAACAAAUUUUUAGCUACGCUCUUUGGAAAUUUAUCAAAUUUAAAUGUGCAUUAGUUAUGUUAUGAGCAGGGAGAAAGUAAAUCUAAUAUUGUCUA
Messenger RNA from Macrobrachium nipponense, 2259 nucleotides. RefSeq lists its product as uncharacterized. The transcript is spliced from 7 exons. Lineage: Eukaryota; Metazoa; Arthropoda; Malacostraca; Decapoda; Palaemonidae. The record is from RefSeq and is a predicted model, not a curated record. Bases 104 to 1705 code for a protein of 533 amino acids.